UCUUUAUUCCAUCCAACUUCUCAUUUUUCAUUUUUUUUGGUACAAAACAACAUAUUUUCGAUAUGUUGAAGAUUUAUUAUGAAAAUACGAAUCAAUUUCCGUUGAGAAACAUAGAAAAAUUAUUGAUCGACAUUGAAAAUAGCUGCUAUGACCUUGUAGUUUUGUUGGAAAUUUCAUGGGAAUCAAAUGUCUCGUAUCUGGGAAAAAGUGUGCUAUCGUAUAUAGCAGAAUUCGCGCAAAGUUUUAUCCACUAUCAAAAUGGCCGAACAUUGAUUUUCAUUCGAAAAUCCAUCAAUUCAAAUCAAAUUGAAACGAGCAUUCCGGACACAAUUGCUCUAGCAAUUCAAUCAAAAACGAAAAACUCUUGGAUGAUCGUUGCUUCAUAUUUUCCGCCACAUAUGGCAAAACAUAAAUCGGCACUCACAGAACCAUUUAAUAAAAUCAAAUUGUUGUUAAACCAGAAUAAGUAUAGAAUUUGGAUCGGGGAUUUUAACAUUGAUAUGAAACAUGAAAAUGGUAUGCCAUAUGAAACAACAAGGAACUCCAGAGUUCAAGCAAAAAUUGCAAAGGAAUAUGUUGAUAUUUUUGCUACAAACGAUUUAAUUGAAUACAAUUUUAAUGAAAAUUGUGCUAAAAAUGUUAUCGAUCACGUUGCUUCAAAUGCGAAUAAUAUUACAGUGCUUAAAUUGGAACAACAACAAAAAUUCGUAAAUUCUCGGUCUGCAGAUAAAUUUCAUGUCAUUUUAGAAUGUAACGUUGAAAUCGAAUAA
Messenger RNA from Contarinia nasturtii (swede midge), 770 nucleotides. RefSeq lists its product as uncharacterized. The record is from RefSeq and is a predicted model, not a curated record. The coding region runs from base 63 to 770 and encodes 235 amino acids. Lineage: Eukaryota; Metazoa; Arthropoda; Insecta; Diptera; Cecidomyiidae. The transcript is spliced from 2 exons.